Molecule: messenger RNA, 2089 nt
Organism: Conger conger (European conger)
Lineage: Eukaryota; Metazoa; Chordata; Actinopteri; Anguilliformes; Congridae
Product: zinc finger protein 235-like
Exons: 2
Coding region: 36-1406 (456 amino acids)
Biological process (GO): regulation of DNA-templated transcription
Molecular function (GO): RNA polymerase II cis-regulatory region sequence-specific DNA binding; DNA-binding transcription factor activity, RNA polymerase II-specific
Source: RefSeq, a predicted model, not a curated record
UGUUGUGUCUCGCUGUUUCAAGUAGUUUGCGAGGAAUGUCGUCUUUUACUACUUUUCAGGUUCAGGUGGCCUCCAUCAUGGAGGUUUUAGCGAAAACGGCAGCAGCAGAAAUUACGAAACUAGUUGAUGAUGGGUCUGCUGUUUGGCGAUUGGAGAUGAGCAGAAGCCAAAGAGAGAACGAAGCGCUAAAAGCGAAGUUACUGCUGAUGGAGGGAGAGCUCAGGGCUGUGCGAGGAUACGGAGAGGGAACGCCGGACAAUUCUCUAAAACUCUCAUUUGAAGUUCCGGUUUGCGACGAAUUCACAGAAGCACAAAUACGCACUUCAGGGGCAGCUGCUGCUAAUGAUGGUGAAGGACCCCUCUGUAAGGAGGAGGAGCUGCACAUGCCACUCUGCCCUGCAGGAGACCCAGAAAAGGAGCUGCAAGCAGAACUCAAACAGGAGCCAGAGGAGCAGCCUCUCACCCCCACACUCCCCCUGUCUGUGGACUUGGGGCUGGAGCUCCAGUCUGUGUGGAGCAAGGCCAACAGCUUGGAAAUUUCUCAGGAAAAAAAGAGACAGUGCGUAGGAAGCUUGGAGCCGGUUGAUGCCCGGUUAGAUGACGACUUCUCUCCUCCGCAUUACACAGCUCGGAGGCCAUGCUUGGAGAAGGGCGAGGGGUCAGCAUCACAACAACAGAAACAAAAUGGCCACCCCCUCUACAAAGAGUGCUCUUAUGGGCUGCCUGAUGAGGUUUCAGCAGAGCUGGCAUUCCCUCUGGGUUCUCCAGGAGAGUGUGAUGGAAGCGCCCCGUGUGAGGCGAGUUCUGACACGUCAGCAGAAGCAAAGAGUCCCUGCAGAACUGAGGGACAGGAGGAGGAGUUCAUCUGCACACGCUGUGGGAAGAGCUUUACCCGACUAGGUAAUCUUAAAACUCAUCAAAGGGUCCACACCAGAGAGAAACCGUUCACUUGUGAGCAGUGUGGAAAGUGCUUCUCCCUGAAAGGCCAUCUUAAAACUCACCAGGUGACUCACACAGGAGAGAAAUGCUUCAGCUGCACAGUAUGUAAUAAGAGCUUUGCCUAUCUCAGUGUUCUUAAACAACAUCAGAGAGUCCACACAGGGGAAAAACCCCACUGCUGCAAUGAGUGUGGGAAGAGCUUCAACCGACCAGGUAGUCUUAAAUCUCAUCAAAGUGUCCACACCAAAGAGAAACCCUUCACUUGUGAGCAGUGUGGAAAGUGCUUCUCCCUGAAAGGCCAUCUUAAAACUCACCAGGUGAUUCACACAGGAGAGAAAUGCUUCAGCUGCACUGUGUGUAAUAAGAGCUUUGCCUAUCUCCAUGUUCUUAAGCGACAUCAGAGAGUUCACACGGGAAAAACCCCACUACUGCAACGAGUGUGGGAAGAGCUUCAACCGACCAGGUAAUCUUAAAUCUCACCAAAAGGUCCACACCGGGGGGAACACCGUUCAGUUGCACACUGUGCAGCAGGAGUUUCUCCCAGAAUCGCACUCUUCAGAGACUCUUCUCACAAUCAGGACUCCAGACUAAUAACUUCCCGGGGACAAUAAACAGUGUGUUUGUGAUUAACUGACAUCAUUCCCAGGACACCUUUAGGACUACAAUUUUUAUUUUAUUUUAUUUUCUCUGUGCAACGUGUCGUGCUAUUUGAAGAGACUGAGAGCAAUAGAUGGGUAUCUGCACAGACAGAAGACAAGGAAGUGGGUCCUAUUGUGGCAGCAGUAUUGCUAGGUAAGGUUACUAGGCUAGCAUUACGGCGAACCCAAGUCUAGCCUACUGUCGUGAUAUAGAACAGUAAGACUUUGUUUUAGGCUGCCGGUGUGGAUACAAAAUUCUUGUCACCUGAUUUACAAAUCUGGGCAUCGCUCUCUUUCUACUUCCAGUGUCAUCAUGAUGUAUCAACCCCUUAUUGGAUACAACGCUAUCACGUGAUUGUGUAUUUUGAAACUUUGUUCUGUGCCUGCUUGCAUGUCUUUUCAGUUACGUUAGUUAUCUUCCGGGCCACCGGGAAAACUACCAGCUAUUCAUGAAGACGAGCAUUGUAUAGCACGUCCGGUGUUCAGAUUAAAAGAUCGCUAUGUAAUUUAAA